AUGGUGUUAGAUAAAAUGAUUAUCUUUCAUUUGCUUCUUUGGUUGUGCAAUGUGGUUGUCCACGCUGCCAAGGUUGAAAUACUCCCAGCUCCACAGUCAGUAACCUGGGAAAAUGACACAGCAAUUAUUAUAAAUCCAAGAUUGUUACAAGCCAACACCUCCUGUCCACUUUUAGAAGAUGCAUUUGUUAGAACUGUCUCGGCAAUAGAAAAGCUGAAAUGGCACCCUUUCCCCAUUGAUGACUUUAACACUGCAAAUGGAAAAAAUAUUAAAACAUCUUUAGUACAUAUCCAAGUAGACGAUGCUACAGUCGACUUGCAACUUGGAGUUAAUGAAUCUUACACCUUGAAAAUUAAUACAGAUGGAAUUAAUAUCCAUGCAGCAACCACCUGGGGAGCAUUACAUGGCUUGGUUAGUCUCCAACAAUUGAUAAUCCAUACCUCCGAGGACAAGUAUGUUGUACCCCUGUCGGUGACAAUUUCUGAUUUUCCCAAUUUCAAACAUAGAGGAUUGAUGAUUGAUUCAGGUCGGAACUUUUUAACAGUGGACUCAAUACUUGAACAAAUAGAUAUUAUGGCCUUGUCAAAAAUGAACUCCUUACAUUGGCAUUUGGCGGAUUCACAAAGUUGGCCUGUGGCAUUAGAAAGUUACCCACACAUGAUAAAAGACGCAUACAGUAAUGAUGAAGUUUAUUCCAAGAACGACUUGAAGUAUAUUGUUGAUUAUGCUCGUGCAAGAGGUGUGCGCGUGAUUCCAGAAAUUGACAUGCCUGGUCAUGCUAGAGCUGGAUGGAAACAAGUCGACCCAACAAUAGUUGAAUGUGCUGAUGCAUUUUGGACAGAUGCCGCUGUUGAACCACCACCAGGACAAUUGAACAUCGAGUCAGAGAAAACCUAUGAGGUAAUUUCUAAUGUCUACAAUGAGUUGUCGGAUAUUUUCAUUGAUGAUGUUUUCCACGUUGGAAAUGAUGAAUUACAAGAAAAAUGCUAUUCGGCUCAACUUCUGCCAAAUAACACAGUUACAGACUUGUUAAAGCGAUACUUAAAGAAAGCUUUGCCAAUUUUUAAUAAGGUCAAUCACCGGAAACUAACCAUGUGGGACGAUGUUUUACUAUCUGACGUAUCAGCAGACAAGAUCCCUAGCAACAUCACUUUGCAAGUUUGGCAUGAGAUUAGUGGAGUCAAAAACUUGACUUCCAGGGGAUAUGAUGUUGUAGUGUCGCUGUCUGACUUUUUGUACCUUGAUUGUGGUAACGCUGGAUGGGUUACAAACGAUCCUCGAUAUGUUGAAACCCCAGAAAACGUUGACUUUAACACAGGUCAAGGAGGAAGUUGGUGUGGACCUUAUAAGUCUUAUCAACGAAUUUACAACUUUGAUUUCACUGCUAAUUUGACAGAAACAGAAAAAAACCAUGUUUUAGGUGCUGAAGCUGCUUUAUGGUCGGAGCAAGUUGAUUCUACUGUCUUGACUACAAAGAUAUGGCCACGUACUGCAGCACUUGCUGAAUUGACUUGGAGCGGGAACAAGGAUUCCAACGGACACCACAGAGGGUAUGAAUUCACUCAAAGAAUAUUAAACUUCAGGGAGUAUUUAGUCAAAUUAGGAUACGGGGUUUCUCCUUUGGUGCCAAAAUACUGUUUGCUCAAUCCACACGCUUGUGAUUUGUACAAAAAUCCACCAGUUUAUUGA
Molecule: messenger RNA, 1689 nt
Organism: Candida albicans SC5314
Lineage: Eukaryota; Fungi; Ascomycota; Pichiomycetes; Serinales; Debaryomycetaceae
Gene: HEX1
Product: Hex1p
Exons: 1
Coding region: 1-1689 (562 amino acids)
Biological process (GO): carbohydrate metabolic process; glycosaminoglycan metabolic process
Cellular component (GO): membrane
Molecular function (GO): beta-N-acetylhexosaminidase activity
Source: RefSeq, a predicted model, not a curated record